GACGGCGCAACCUCGGCGCUCUUGUGCGCGUCAGAGUGGCAUUACUCUCUGGGAACCAGUAUCUCCUUUUUUCAGUCUCUGGGCUUUUUAAAAAAGAGCCAGAAGCUUCAAUGUUGGAUGCCGUGCUAUGACAACGUCACUGCUCCUCCGUCCUCGCUGGGUCGACCCGUCGGUGAUGUUCCUCUACGACAACGGCGGCGGUUCCGAUGAAGUUAGCAAGAACAUGGAGGGUUUUGCUGGUGGCAACUUUGCUGCGAACCAGUGUAGGAAUCUGAUGGCGCACCCCGCGUCCCUGGCACCCAGCACGGCUUAUUCGUCCAGCGACGUGCCCACCUCCGGUAUGGGCGAGCCAGUGAAACAGUGCAGCCCUUGCUCUGCAGCUCAGAAUUCAUCCAGCGCGUCCUUGCCGUAUGGGUACUUCGGUAGCGGCUAUUAUCCGUGCAGAAUGUCGCAUCACAGCAGCAUAAAAUCGUGCGGAGCGCAGCCCCCCUCUGCGUAUGGAGAGAAAUACAUGGACACGUCCGCCUCGGGCGACGACUUCACCUCUCGGGCAAAGGAAUUCGCUUUUUAUCCGACCUAUCCUUCAGGUCCAUACCAACCUGUCCCCAGUUACCUGGAUGUUCCUGUGGUGCCAACAAUCAGUGCGCCGUCAGAGGCCAGACACGAAUCCCUGCUGCCUAUGGAGAGCUACCAACCGUGGACUCUCGCCGCCAACGGCUGGAACGGCCAGGUUUACUGCGCCAAGGAGCAGCCCCAGCCUGGACACAUGUGGAAGUCCUCCAUACCAGACGCGGUGUCCCACGCCGGGGGAGACUCUGGCUCUUAUCGACGUGGAAGAAAGAAGCGCGUGCCAUACACCAAGGUGCAACUGAAGGAACUCGAGCGCGAGUACGCGGCCAAUAAAUUUAUCACGAAGGACAAAAGGAGGAGGAUAUCAGCCCAGACCAACCUGUCCGAGAGACAGGUCACGAUAUGGUUUCAAAACAGACGCGUAAAGGAGAAGAAGGUUGUCAACAAAUUGAAAACCAUCAGCUAGUUUUUUUUAUAGCGGACAAAUAUCUGUGGGAGAUAAACUACUAGGCCUACACACACACACACACACACACACACACACACACACACACACACACACACACACACACACACACACACACGUUUGGACUUAUGGAUUGGAACAAUAAAACUCCUUCCUGAUUGAACCUGAUUUGUAUGUUGCCAAAUAAUUUCCCGGAGCUUCUGGAACAAAAUUUUGCGGCCUGUGAAUGCUGGACCCUCCAUUUCCUGCCACAUGUUGUUAAAUAUUGUUUAAGGAGUCAAGUGGGGGAAAAAAAGAGAAAAUAUAUAGCUGAAGUAUGUGUGACUUCUUUUUUUUUUUUUUUUUUUCGCUUUUGGCAUGCUCACUCUCAAAGGGGAAACUGACCUCAACUCAGAAAGGUGUGCGCCACCGAGCUACGCCUUUAUCUGCAAGUUUAACGAGAGUGAUAAAUGCGAAGAUUCACAGGAAGUGACGGUGUUGCGGAUUUGGACCUUGGGAAUGUUAAAUAUUAAUCUCUCCUGGCUUCCUUUUCAAAACCUAUUCACAUGCUUAGCUUGUAUGAAGUUUAGUCUUCUCAUAAUAUGAACCCGUGCUCUCAUUCAUAUCCAAUCCAAUGCAUCCAAAAUGCAAUUCUUCUUAUUAUAAUGCUUAGAUAAUCGUUCGGGAUAUGUGUUCAUAUCAAUCAUAGCUUUUAUAAUGUGUGCGUAUUCAUGUGGUUGUAUAUAAAGUAAAUUCCGGCAUGAUAUCCAUGUUAUUUGUGUGUGAGUCCAGUAUGUCGGUGUAAAAGUCCGUCACAAUAAAAUGUGGGCUUGGUUGAAUUUUAA
This is a messenger RNA of Dicentrarchus labrax (European seabass), 1860 nucleotides long. RefSeq names its product homeobox A13a (gene hoxa13a). Lineage: Eukaryota; Metazoa; Chordata; Actinopteri; Moronidae. Gene Ontology annotation, molecular function: RNA polymerase II cis-regulatory region sequence-specific DNA binding; DNA-binding transcription factor activity, RNA polymerase II-specific. The transcript is spliced from 2 exons. Gene Ontology annotation, biological process: regulation of transcription by RNA polymerase II. Bases 128 to 1036 code for a protein of 302 amino acids. The record is from RefSeq and is a predicted model, not a curated record.